Molecule: messenger RNA, 1937 nt
Organism: Klebsormidium nitens
Lineage: Eukaryota; Viridiplantae; Streptophyta; Klebsormidiophyceae; Klebsormidiales; Klebsormidiaceae
Source: the annotation of a GenBank genome assembly
CGCUAAUAUGAAAUUGCGCGAGCGGAACGAUCAACAAAGGAGUCAGCGCACUCGCUAGCGAGCCGGGGCAAACAUUUUGUCGAUUGCAUCAUGCUCCUGAGUCCUGACUCGUUGCUUCUCAUGCAUGAUUCAGAUUAAGAGGCCUAGCUGGGGGGGCGGUCGGCUUUUGGAAGGCAAGGUCAUUGGCGCACUGCAUGCUGCAUCAAGGGGAAAGGGAGCUGAAGCCCUGAGCUGUGCAAGAGCUUUCAGCAGGACAACGUUUCUCCCUUCUUUAAGAAAAAUUGUCUGUAUUGUCCGAUUAUCAGAUAUGGACACAGACAUAGACUACUUCCAGCUCUUGCCUGAUGAGUUGGUCAUCAAGGUCCUAACAGAGGUCAACUCCCCGCAUCGGAACACUGGCGACCAAGCCGUGACCACCAGCGCAAGAGACUUUGUGCGGGCUCAAAGUGUAUGCAAGCGUUUUCUGGAGCUAACAAGGGCGGUCAAGAAGCUGAAUUGGCAGCUUGGAGAUAUGGAGCAAUCCAUUGGGCUGGCCAGGUUCUUAGAGCACCCCGAAGUUAACCUUCAAGAGUUAAGCCUGGUUAUGACAACGAGCGAGGUGAAGGCGGUUCCCUCCCACGUUCUUUUCACCACCCAGUUGAUCGAGGGUUUGCCGGAGCGGGUCAACUUCCACUUUAUUGGCAAGAUGGGAGAGCCAGAGCUUGACAUCACGAUGCUCAUAGCCUAUGUGCUAAUAAGCCCGGUGCUCGAGCACCUCAGUGUCUCUAGCGAGGGGGGUGCGGUGCCGGCCGUCAACAGCAUGCACAAUAGGCCGCCCUCUCAGCUCAAAAGCCUCCAGUUCAACAGCGUCAGCAUACAACCGGAGGCUCUCGAGCAUUUGCUCAUGAGAUGCUCAAAGAUCGAGGUGCUCAAGGUCUUACUAGGAGGGAAUGCAAACCGGUGGCCUCCUAGCAACGAGCCCGAGAUUGUCUCCAUCCGCUCGGGAACCCUCAAGAAGCUUGUACUUAACAGCAAGGUUGGAGUCGCGGCGCGGAUCAAGUCUGAGUCCCUUGUCUCUUUGGAGAAUCAAUCGGAGCGCUUGGCUCUUGCAACUCCGGCACUCGCCAACGUCGUCAUUGAUGCGAGAAGCCUCUCGCUUCAAAACCCGGUGCGGUGGGCACAACCCUUGAGCCUGGAGCAUCUGUGCUUCAAGGGAGUCGAGACUCUCGGGGAUUGGCAAGUGAAGGUGGUGCCGCUCUUGAGGCAAUGUGCAGAGCUCCAGACGCUUGACUUUGUUGAUGGGGAAGUAAAGCUUACGCCCGAGUCGGACACGUUGCCAUUCGAGGUGUUCGUGGGGCACCUCCCGCCCAGGUUGACAUCUUUGAAAGUCUCAAGUGGGCUUUUACAACUGCUGAACCUUACGGAGGCUAGCAGUGUGUCUCACAGUCGCUUGCAAUGGUUUAGGGUAACAAGCAAGUUGGAGAUUGGUAAUCUUGUCAGGUUCAAGCAGCUUGGGACCUCUUUUCCCAACGCCAACAUCCUACAAGCUUAGUUCCUUCAGAUGCAUAGGUAACACUAACAACUAAGUUGGCGAUCAUUUGCAAUUACUACGGUAGCUUAGCGUGACAAGAGAAGCAACUGGCACUGAAACUCUAGCAACUGUCCGGGCGUUGUUGGGGUGAUUGGCAGUGCCUAGGCCGGUGGCUGUAGAUGUAGAUGUUUGUGGAUGUAAAAUGAAAAGUUUUUUUUACUGACGAUGCAUAGCUUAGCUAAAGUUUGAAAGUAUGACUCGUAGCUUAGUUCAUGCAUGUCACAGUUAGGAAUUAGGAGUAAGGAGUACCGAAGGACAGUCUCGUUUGCAUCACCAGUUCAUAACUCGUUCAAAGAGUAUUCAAUAUGGAUGAGCAAAGCAGUCAAACUUACCUCAGUAAUCGAUCAGGCAUGGCCAGGGCCCGCUG